AUGGAGGCUGCGGCCAUGGGCGCGCCCAGCUUCCUGAGCCCCGGCUGCGGGGCCUCCGCGCUGCUCGGGGCGGCGGCCGUGGCGCCGCCUUCGGCGCUGCCGGCGGAGGAGGAGAUGCCCCCCGAGGCCAGCGAGGCGGUGCUGGCGGCGCUCAAGGACGAGGCCCUCCUGGCUCGCCUGGGUGAGGAGGCGAAGGAGAGAGCUCUGCACUGGGACGAGAUGGCUUAUGGCAGGCGUUUGCUGGAGAUCCUGGCGAACACCGCGGGCGUGAGCGCAGGAGAUGAGGAUGUGGCCAAGCGCCGCAGAACAGGAAGCAAAUGA
Messenger RNA from Effrenium voratum, 321 nucleotides. NCBI's taxonomy places the organism in Eukaryota, Dinophyceae, Suessiales, Symbiodiniaceae. The record is from the annotation of a GenBank genome assembly.